This is a messenger RNA of Trypanosoma brucei brucei TREU927, 3351 nucleotides long. Its product is annotated as SLACS retrotransposable element. The transcript has a single exon. The coding region runs from base 1 to 3351 and encodes 1116 amino acids. The record is from RefSeq and is a predicted model, not a curated record. Lineage: Eukaryota; Euglenozoa; Kinetoplastea; Trypanosomatida; Trypanosomatidae.
AUGAGUAACAACGGUUACUGCAACAAAGAGGUCGCCAAAAAAUUAGGUGCAGUCGAACCUAAUAUUUUUUCAAAAAAUGGAAAUUUUGAAAAAAUUAACCGUGGUCAAAUCGACAUGACGACCACAAAAAAUUGUCGCUACGAAGACUUCCGUAGCGCAUUUGAAAGGGCUCGACCAGCCCAAUGCAUGAGUAACAACGGUUACUGCAACAAAGAGGUCAUAAGAAAAAUAGGGGCGGUUGGAAAAGAAAAAUGCUCAAAAAAUAAGGAAAAAGAGCAAAUUUCGCAGGCCGACAAAAAUGAUACACAUGGUUUCUACGCAGACUUCCGUAGCGCAUUUACACGGAAUGGACGAGUAGAAUUAGGCAAUAACAACGGUUAUUGUCAUAACGAAGCGACAAGAAAUAUAGAGAGGGGGAAAAAGCCGAAAACAUCAAAAAUUGAUGAAAAAAGGCAAAUUUCCAACAUUGCAGCUGGUCGAAAAAGUGAUCACUACGAAGAUCCGAGUAGUGCAUUUUCACGAAUUUCAAUAGACCAUUGCAAUGCUCAAAUAAAAAUUGGUCGCAAAAAAAUGGUUAGAAACUUGAGGUCAUCUGAAUCUCAAAAAAUUUCAAGGUUCCCAAGGCACCAUGGGGAAGGAAAAAAGGUGUCUCCUCCGGCUUUGAACCUGCAGUGGCCAGGACAGAAGCAGGUAGCGUCGGCAGUUGCGCCACAAAUUAGAAAAAUCGCGACACCGAAAAACAACAACACAAGCAUCCAACGGAACUGUAGGAAACACCUUAGGAAAGAAGGUGAUUGGUGGAUAGUAGAGGGCGGGCAAAGCCACAAGAAAGCCGCCCAUACCCCUCUCAAAACGAAACCGGUAAAUAAGGAGGGGAACCGGAAGAAGUACGGCAGACCACCGCGUGAGGUAGAAGGGAAAUGGCUUACCUCCCUCAUUGCGGCAACGACUGAGGCCGUAUUACGCCAACUGGGGAAAGGAAAAUCCCCAACAGCCCACACGAAGUCGAACCAGAGUAGAGUCCCGCUGCAGCACUCUGAGAAAACGGCUAAGGGCAUCAAACACGCGACGCCCCAACCAAAAAAGAAAGAACAUGAGCAGCGGAAAGAGCUCCCCCGUCGGCCCCCAACCAAGAGGAGCCACGGCGCUAACAAAGGGCAGGGAGCACCAGUAAGAGCCCCUACGAAGACACAAGGGAAGGGGGAAGAACAACCCCACACAAUGCGAACAUGGGCACAGGUGGCAGCACCGAGGAAACCAAAGGUGACAAGUAAACCACCCAUGGCUCAAAAAAAGGCACAGGGGGAAAAGAAAGGGGCAGCGGCCAACCCCUUCCACUGGGAGCUACAGGUGGAGCAGCUUCUCAAGGAUGCGGAACAGAUACGCGAAAGCAUGUACAUCCGCUUUCUCCACGUUCGGCAGAGUUGGUGGAGCACAUGCUUCAAGGCCCACAUGGAGUUCCACUGCCCAGUGUGUGGUUUCGCGCACCCGGAAGAAACCAUAACAGUAACACACUGCAGGCAGCAACACCCCCAGGAGGGCCGCCUGAUUCCCUACACCCUGACAACAACAGGGAAUCAGGUGCAGUUCGCAGGUCCCUCCUGCUCACUUUCGGCGGUGGUGGCUAUCCUCUCACAUAUGGAGGAAGAGAAAAAUUUCCACCCUAUUAUCCGCCGAAGCUACCAGUCCCCGAGCAAGGAGACUACCCAAACGCUCGUUCAGGCAUUGGGACUGGAGCUCCCCACAGCCCCCAUCACUGCGAUAGAAGCGCUGGCCCACCAUGACCAGAUGAUCCGCCAGCUGUUGGAGGCACCCGCAACGACGGCACGACAAUGCGGGCAUUGUGGGGUAAGUGAGCUAAUGGAAGGGCCUUCCAACCCCGGGGAAAAUUUGGGGAUAAUCUCCAUAAACCCCAACACAUGCGAGUCGAUCGAGCUGACGAAUCAGAUCCUCGCGAAGACAUAUACGACCUCCUGGACAGAUAUGGAGGUCGUAUGCACGGGGGAACGGAAGAAUAUGGCCCACCGGCCUACCCCGACGUUGAUCACCCACUCCAAGACGUUCGGGGAAAUGGUGGUCAUCGAUAUUGGAACGUGGGGGAACGAAGCGGUGGGUUUGAAACGCAUCCUCCACGAGAUCCUGUUACCCCACGGGAACGGCACGGCAACAUACAAACUCGUGGGCGCCGUGAUCGCACCAACACCGUUCCACGUGGUAGCGGCAAUACCUCAACAGACCAGGAAACGUCGCUGGGAUAUCCUGGAUGGUAUGGUCCGCCGCACCGUGAGCCAGAGCACUGUCGACCCAAAAACUGUGGUCAUGUGCGUGUACCGUCGUGAAGAAGAAGAAACAUACGACGUACUAGACGAGGAGGAGCAAGACGACGACCUCCUCGGUAUCCCCAACCCCACGCCACGGCGAUUGAUGAUAUCACAAGCCGGUCCACAGCAAAACUCAUGGGUGGACACACGGGGCAGGAGGGCAUACGGCUCACAGGAGGAACAGGAUGAGAGGACAUCGACAGAUCAGGUGAGUAUUUUCUCCCACGACGAAACACGGGAGUUAUCAUCACCACUGGAGUGUCCUAUCGUAGGAUGCACCGCGAGUUUCGUGGGCCCACGCAGAUGGGAGAAGGCCAAAUCCCAUAUAUACGGGUUCCACUCGCUGGAAGAGGUCCGCGAAAUCCCGAGGGGGGAGCUUAUAUGUAAGGGGAUAGUAAGAUGCGAGACUUGUGCCACGCUCCUCCCUACGUCGGACAGAGCGAAACAGGCACACGCCGACGAUUGCAGACCCUAUCUCCCGCGGAAAGAAAACAUCCGCCGAAAACGGGCCGCUGAAAGAGAAGCGACAGAGGCGAGCGCACAGCAAGGAAUAGCGCUACGCCUCGAGCGGCAGGGCCCGUACAUAACUCCCCGCGACAUAGAGGAGCCCACCAACACGACGACGGAAAGUUGGUGGAGGGAGAAGGUAGCUACGAAACGCUACCUUCACAGAAAGGAGUGGCCGCAGUGGCUUGACAUCUGCCGCACGGUCCUCCUCGGAUACUCCGCGUCAUCACAAGGCGAGCGGCACCAACGCCAAGUGAUGCUCCUUGAUCUGGUCCGGAAUCAUCUCCACACGCGCACAGCCAGGCGCGAGCAACAGCAGCAACGUGGAAAGGAUAACCAGGAAGAGGAGGACCGCCAGAAGGAGGAGGAGAAAUCCCUGGCGAAACGCGUGGAAACCCUGUGCCUCCUCAGUGCGACGGAGGGCAGCCCAGCUCCUCGCAGCCGAAAAGGCUCAACCGGUGGAGUACAGCCCCGAAAUGGCUCAAACAAUCGGGGAACUGUACCCGCAGGAGGAUAUCCAUGA